This is a messenger RNA of Frieseomelitta varia, 2157 nucleotides long. RefSeq lists its product as uncharacterized. The coding region runs from base 606 to 1991 and encodes 461 amino acids. The transcript is spliced from 5 exons. The record is from RefSeq and is a predicted model, not a curated record. Lineage: Eukaryota; Metazoa; Arthropoda; Insecta; Hymenoptera; Apidae.
CCAUUACACGCGAGUUCGGUAUAGAACUAUCGAAGUCAAAUUCAAGCUUUAUCGCGUGCUGUGCGACGAUUGUCUCGUUGGAACGUGAAUUAUUGUCGCAAUUUCGUUGCGACUCCUCUUUUGAAGAUAUCGGAUCUUUUGCAGUAUAGUAUGCAAGUUGAAACAAUUGACAGUAGUUGAUUAGAUGCUCAAUUGACAAAAAGCGCGCGGUACAUUUGGGUUCCGUUUGAACGAAUUUGCAACUGCGAAACUUCCUGUGAUUCGUUUUAUAACCUGCGUUAUCGCUAAAAAAUAAAUUCCCAAUACUUCUUAAAGAUUUAUAUAAGUGAUUUUAUAAAUGGUGGGAAAAAGGGUAAAUCUCACGCGAUGCCGCGAUCAAGCUUGCUGCAUUUGAGUAUAUUCCACACACCACCGGAAGAAGAAAGAAAGAAAGACUUAAGAGUAGGAGUCCGCAGCGCGUAUCUAGCCACUUUCAUUGUUAUUCGAUCUACCUUACACCAAAGGUGCAAGCUGAGUACUCGCAUCUUCUGGAGGGACAGAACCAGCAAACUUACAUUAAAUUUUUUGUCAUUAAAAAAUAAGCGUAACACAAUCGAGUUUCCAAAAUGACGAUGUCGGUUUUCAAGAUAGCAGCGAUCCUGCUGCUGACAUUUUCAUCGAUCAGUUUCGCUCGUUCGAACGUCGGGAGUUGGGAAGUCUGCGGUGGACGAUUGGAACGUGCCCUAGAUGCACUUCACAAAGACUCGAACAGAAGGAAAGGACUCGAAGAAGAGGAAGCGGGAACGUUUUACCAACAGAAACUCCGUUCUGUACCACUUGAGAUGUCAGUCUCUCGGAUUGCUGUCAAACUGCCACAAGGAGCUAGAAACACCGGAAAUCCAUGGGCCAGAGUUGAGAAAUGCAUUUACGAGCCUAGCAAUAAUUCUCUUCAGACUCGAGUGAUGCUCAAUGAUCUAUCCGUUUCUGGGAUAGUUUCGUUAAUGCCGCGUGAUCAUCAACCACCUAUACCAGCCGAGUCUUGCACAAUGACUCUGAGAUUACGACGAGCAGGUGUUGAUUUUUUGACAAGUCCAAUCGCUCGAGGCAGAGGACAAAUGCGCAUCCGAACGGAGUCCAGUUUCUUAGAACCCAGAUUCGCUUCCAUCUACGCUUAUGGUUGCCACCCUACGCGUUUAGACAAGCAGAUUAAAAGACAAGACAAAUGGCCUCCUUUCUAUCCACCUCGAGAUGAGUAUGCGCUUCUAUCUUUAGCACUGAACGACGACUAUGAAGCAGCGGAACCACGUCAGUUGGUUGGUGUUUCUAAAGAAGUGGACGUUGUCAUACCGAAUGAAACGCGCCAAUCUCGUAUCGUGAGCACGCCCAUUGCGAAAUUAGGAAUAUGGAGAAAAAAUGUUUGGCUGACUAAAUCUCUACCAAGGGAAAAGCGUGCCCUGGUCAAAUCCGACGUUGUCGCAAGUUCUUCAAGCGUUCGUCGCUUUCCAGGAUCUUUCGAAAGUGGCCAGGAAGCCAGCAGUCAUUCCAUAAAGAUAUCCGCACAAUCUGCGGAGACGAUUACCCCUCAAGAUUUCGCAACAGCUUUGAUCAGUAAACGGUCAAAGAGCAACGAAACUGGCAACUGCACCGAGCAACAUCAACGAACGAAACAAAGCGGCUUAAACAAUGUAACUAAGAUCCUUCCGAAGAACUUGGAGGACAGUGAAUUAAAAACUAACGUUAAGAGAGAAAAUAGCUAUCAGAUGACUGAAAACGACGCGCCAAAAGAGACUAGACAUUUGUACAUUGAUGAAACAUUAGACAAUAUUUUUCCAAUUGAUUUGGAGAAUGACAGUAGAAACUGGCAGUCGAAGGAACACAUUGCCAGAGAAAUGGAGGAUGUGUUCUUACGUGGUGCCAGUCAGGCUUUGACCAGAUACAUUGAGAAACAACUACACCCCGCUAUUAAAGAAACACUUAUGAUUUCUAUGGGAUAUACAAUCAGUUAUGGAUAAUGCUGUUUUCUCUUAACCGUACUAUGGUCCACAAAUUCUUACAUUUUAGUUUUACACUCAGUUUAGUAAGAAUGAAUCGUAGUUCUUUAAGGUGUUUAUUAAAAUUAAAUUGAUAGUUUAGAAAUUGUAAAAACUGUGUUAAUAAGGAUCUUUUCAUAUUUCAUUU